AUGACAGAAAGUCAGCCCUCUCACAAAAUGCCACUGCCUCACAUGGUUUAUUUCUUUAAAGGUUUGCAACAGAGCACACCGAUGGCUUCCUCUGAUAGCGGCAUAGAAUCUUCAGCUGAAAUAGAUACGGAAAUGAAAGAUUCAACUUGUCGUGAUGAUGCAGCUGCUUCACCAAGUGAUAGUAGCAGUGAUGACGCAAUUGCUGGUGGACACUCAAAUUCACACGAAGAUCUUAUAGUCUGCGGUGAUUGUCAUGCAGAAUUUUCUAUAUCACAGUUUAACGCGUUUAUCGAGCACAAGGUUUUUAUUUUGGACUAA
Molecule: messenger RNA, 318 nt
Organism: Enterobius vermicularis (human pinworm)
Lineage: Eukaryota; Metazoa; Nematoda; Chromadorea; Rhabditida; Oxyuridae
Source: the annotation of a GenBank genome assembly